Messenger RNA from Oreochromis niloticus (Nile tilapia), 1194 nucleotides. RefSeq lists its product as uncharacterized. The record is from RefSeq and is a predicted model, not a curated record. Lineage: Eukaryota; Metazoa; Chordata; Actinopteri; Cichliformes; Cichlidae. The transcript has 2 exons. Bases 245 to 1165 code for a protein of 306 amino acids.
CUUGUAUCUUUUUCAACAUGUCCCAAUUCUUCUUACCAAGGCAUUUUUUGACAAGUUAGAAAAAAUUCUGUCACAUUUCAUAUGGGGAGGGAAACAAGCUAGAAUUCGUAAGUCUAUUCUUCAGUCCUUUAAAACUGACGGUGGCCUUGGUCUGCCCAAUUUUAGACACUACUAUUGGGCAGCUAACAUACAAAAAUUUUCACAUUGGGUUCAUAACGACCCCCCUGUACCAGCCUGGGUACAAAUGGAAACUGCAUCUAGCUGUUAUUCAUUAUCAUCAAUACUCAGCUCACCACUCCCUUUUUCUCCAACCCUUGUUGGGGAUAAUCCAAUAGUUAAGGAAACGGUAAAUAUUUGGCGACAGUUCAGAAAAUAUUUCGGGCUACUUGGACCCUCUUUGCUAACACCUUUAUCAAAAAAUUGUAAUUUUCCACCUUCAAACAUUGAUGCGGUUUUUAGAACUUGGAGAGAUAAAGGACUUAGGACUGUUAAGGACUUAUACAGUCAGGGCACCUUUCUAUCUUUUGCUGACCUAUCCUCUAAAUACGACCUGCCUAAUUCUAACUUUUUCCGUUAUCUUCAGGCUAGAGAUUUUGUAAAAACGCAGUUUCCUCACUUUCCCAAUCGGCCUCCAGAAACAAGUCUGGAUAUCAUCCUGCAGAUGAACCCUCAUCAGAAUAGACUGAUAUCAGCCUUGUAUAAAAUGCUAGAUGCUUUGGUCCCCAAAUCCAUUUCUCAUACUAAGCUGAGAUGGGAGGAAGAGCUACAGCCUGCCAACCAUGUCCACAUGUUUUGGUCUUGUUCGAAACUGAGUGCAUUCUGGAGGAAUAUAUUCGACACACUUAGCCAAGCAUAUGGCCAGACUGUCCCUCCUAACCCACUCUCUGCAAUUUUUGGUAUUCCUUCCGACUCGAACUUAUCUGGCCCCCUCAAACAGGCCCUAGCUUUUACCACUUUACUAGCUCGGAGGCUUAUUCUACUAAAGUGGAAGCUUCCCCACCCCCCAACUCAUGACCAAUGGGUGAGGGAUGUACUCUUUAACUUAAAGUUGGAAAAACUUAAAUUCUCCCUAAAAGGUUUUAUUAGGGAAUUUAACAAAAUCUGGAAAUCAUUUCUUCUCCUGGUGGAUACCAUCAUUCUACUUCCUGAAUCCGAAGUGAACUGAGCGAAGUGGUUUUUUUUUUGUUUGUUUGG